CUCUCUCUACCUCCCACAGUCAUGACGUCAGGCGCUGCUCUUGCGAUAGCCCUAUUGGUUGUCUUCAUCGCGCCGAAUGUGACGUCACAGCCAUACGUCCAACCAAAUGUCCGCACUGCGCAGCCACUCAGCCACUUAGAUACCGCCACGUCACAACCUUCUAGUCAAUCAAGACGCGAGAAUUUCGAAUGGAACACGAGGAGGGUUGGGAACAAAAAGGUCGCAACUAUAUCAAUACGAAAGGACGAGGAGCGCGACCGCCGGAGCGUGCCCCUGGGCGACGUCCGCGUCCCCUUCCACAAGCCGCCCACCGCGAGCGGGGCCGAGGACCUGGCCAAGCCCUUGCACGCCCACCGACACCAUCAUGGGGAUAACCAAUGGGGGGCUGAGGGGGGACGAGGAGGAGAAGGAGGGGGGAGAAGACGAGUAGAGGAGGAAGAGGACUAUGUCGACGACGAGAGAAUAAGGGGAGGAUGGGCGGCCAGGGGCGGCGUGGACGCCCCCCCGCGGCAUCUGGUGGCGAGGACGGGGGCCUUACAGCAGCUGCAGGACGAAACCUCGGAGGAGGAGGACGAAGAGGAAGAAGAAGAGGACGACGAGGAGGACGAAGAGGGCGAUGACGAGGUCCGGGCGACGGCGCUGGAGGCGUCGGCGCGGUUCCAUGAGCUGCUGUACGCCACGGGCAUGCGCGCCGACUCGCUUGUGUUCAGCAACGCGUCGGAGGAGCAGGAGCAGGACGACGGGGGGGCCAGGAAGAGGAGGAAGAGGGGCAAGAGGGGCAAGAAGGUCAAGAGGGAUAGGAAGAAGAGGGGCAAGGACGGCAAGAAGAAAAAGAAGCAUAGGAAGAAGGUUAAGAGCAAGAAGUGUAAGAAGCUGAAAGGGAAGCUGAAGAAGAAAUGCAAGAAGGACGAGGAGAUGUUCAGCUUCAUCACCAGGAGAAUCACAAUGAGUGGCAGCGAAGCGUGCCAGUAUCACAACCUCGUGGAGUGUUACAAGAAGGUCGGUCUGGUGAAUAACAACACAUCCUUGGUCAAGUGUCGCUAUAGAGAGGACUUCCUUGAGUGCAUGGAGGAGCAGCGCGAGGGGGUAUGCGACCCCAACUUCCAGACGAAGGGCGACAUGGUGGCGCUCAGGAACAGAAUUCGGGAUGAGAUCUGGACCACCAACAGCUGCCUCAUGACCGAAGUCGUCGAGGGAUGAAAAGUCGUCGUCGUCGUCCUUGAGAAGUGGUCGUUUGGAGGAGAGGAAAGGAGAGAGAGAAAGGAGUAGGGCCGAGGAGUCAAUGCCUGUCGCUGCGGCUGCCUCCGCCUCGUUUCCGAAGUCGUCGAGGAAUGAACGAUGAAGAGAGAGCAGGGACCGAGAAAGAUAGAGAGAAUAAAAGGAUAGAAGGAGAUAAUAGUGAUAAAGGUUAAUGGGAAAGUCAUCGAGGUAUAAAAGAUAAAGAGAGGGAAUGGACAGAACAUGAGAGAAGGGGCAGCAGAUGAUAAGGGAUAUAAAUCGUCGUCGAUUUAGGGAAGUCGAUUAGAGAGGACAGAAGAAGUGAGAGAAAGGAUAGAAGGAGAGAACAAAAGCAGUAGUGGCUUGCUGGUGUAGGUGACAUAUAGACUAUAUAAGAAAAGGAACUUGGAAACAGAGUUGAACUUGUGACUGAUUCUACGGAAGAAGACGACAAGAACAUUUGUUAUUGGAAUGAACCCUCGCGAGUGCCUAGGUCUCGAGACAUAUUCUGAUACUUAUAUUUUUCUCCUUAUCUCUUUUCCUGUGAAACAAAAGCUCAAAAAAAACUUAAAAUGGAAAUAGUGGAAUCUGAAUCCUGUGUGAAAAAGCAUCAACUGGAAGCCAAGAAACGCGCGUUAGAAUUAUCGUUGUGUCCAAGAGAACGGCUUGUGAUACGUGCAUGUAAUUACUGUAUGUAUUCGUGAACACGUGAAUGACUGUGUGUGUGUGUGUGUGUGUGUGUGUGUGUGUGUGUGUGUGUGUGUGUGUGUGUGUGUGUGUGCGUGCGUGCGUGCGUGUGUGCGCGCGCGUGUGUGUGUAUGAUUGCAUUUUUGAUCUGCAUUUCAGACAUUUAUCAGUGUCUUGAAGCCACAGCGUUGUUUAAAAUAGGUGGAGCGGUAAAUCAAAGGUGUUUGGUUGUCAAAUCACCACUCUUUGUUUUGUAAAUAUAACCGUUAUUGUAAUCCAUAACUUAGAUAUCAAUAUAUAUAUUUUUGUCUCUCAGAUCUUGCCCGUGUUAGGUUCCUUUCUCCCAAGUUUAUGGCAACUGCUUUGUUAUUAGGGUGUAGCAUUUGUUUCUUCAUUUUGUAUUUAUCAAUUUCAUUAUCAAUUCUUUAUUAUUAUUUAUUGAUUUGUUGCCUUCGUCGUGUAAGUAUAUUAGUCCUAAAUUUAUGUAUAUUAUUUUGUAGAAUGGAAUAUUAAUGGCCACGGUGAAGUUGCUUUAUACAAAUAUAUGUAUAUGUUUAAGCAUUGAAUGUAGUUGUUUGUAAAACUACACCGUCUGAGUUAUAUUAUUUCAUCGUCAUGAUGAUUGCCAGUAGGUUUAAUUUUAUAUUUUGUCAUGCAUCCUCAUAAAUCUCAUGAUAAUUCAGAUAAUGAUUUUUAUAUAGGGUCCAUAUUUGUAUUACUGACAUUAUUAUUAUUUUUUAAUAUUACCACUAAUGUGGUAAUAAUCACUAUCACCACAGUUAAAAGUUAUAAGCACUCUCCAGUAUGCCAUGACGCAAGUGGAAAAAAAUGUGAUAAUUAGGAACCAAAGAGCACAAGACAACUAGAAAUUAAGCGGCAGUUAAUCAGAACCGAAUUCCAGGACCGUGCAGCACUGUUGACUUACGCGCUUGUGGUUGUGUGGUUGCUUUCUAUACAGCAUAGUGUAAGGAAAGAAGGAUCUGGAUAAAUCGCCAAUAUAAACUUAUUCCUUUUCCGUCUUCCAUCUCGCUAUUCUACUUCUCAUCCUCCGGCCUAUUUCCCUCUCUCCUCCUCCUCUUUCUUCUCUCUCCUCCUUCUCCUUCUUCCUUCACUCUUUUAUUUUCCCUCUUCUUCACUUCACCUUUCAUCUCCCCUUCCUCAUCUCCUUGUUACGUUAAUAGCAUUAACAUUUAUUGUGUGCAGUUUGAUUCCAGAUAGUUAUUUAUUAAUAGUGGUAGCAGUAGUCGUGGUUAGUAGUUGUGACAACAGGAGGGCUCCCGCUACUGUUACUAUUACUAUUACUAUUUCUAUAAUCAUCACUGCAUAGAAUUACGAAUAAUUUUUCUGCCUUCGUUGUCUUAAAGUUGCUUCGUAUUUAGGACACAUUAACGGUUAUAAAUGUUCUCACUUUCUUACGUUCUUGUUUUCUUAAGAGCAUCGAACAAAGGCAGAUAAUUAAUGUAGCAAUUAAUCUUUAUAAAGAAAUUUAAACAACACAUAUGCAGGGAUUGGAAGAAUUGUAGACUGUGAAAAAAUAACUGAGGCAUGUUUUCAUAUUUAAACCCGUGUGGCGUGAUGAAGGAAAUGAUGCCAGAACAAUUACUGACUGGAGUGUCUCUCUACAAUCAAAAAUAAUCAUUUCAGGCUCAUGGUGACGUGGCAUACUGGUAUAUAACAACUCACGCGUCAAAGUCAUUUUGCUGUAUUUUCAAAAAUGUCCUUAUAAUGUUUUCCUUUUUCUUUUACAAUUCAUGUGUUGAUCAGUAUCUGGGUUUGUGAAAAACACGAGAAUGUUUUUGUGACGUAUAAUAUUUCUUGCUUCGAGAUCAUACAAGACUAUCCUUUCA
Penaeus chinensis is the source of this 3752-nucleotide messenger RNA. Its product is annotated as YTH domain-containing protein 1-like. The record is from RefSeq and is a predicted model, not a curated record. The transcript is spliced from 4 exons. Lineage: Eukaryota; Metazoa; Arthropoda; Malacostraca; Decapoda; Penaeidae. The coding region runs from base 22 to 1200 and encodes 392 amino acids.